GACGAGUUGCGCCGCUCGGCAGCCGUUCGGCAUUUCAAAACAGCCGCUUCAAAGGAUAUUUGGACUUGUAUAACUACCGUGGGUGAAAAAUAUCAACCUCGUCGUCAGCUGGUGAAUCGGUGCUGUAAAGGUGUGUUAAAGUAGUUUUCUUCGCGCUAUAUUUACAACGAUGUUCGUCGACGUGAAGAACCUUGAGGACGAGUUCUACUUGGAGGUGAUUAAAAGCCGAGUGUUGGUUAUUAUUUCUACAGACGUGGAUGCUGUUGCGGCGUGCCGCAUUUUGCAGCAGUUGUUUCACUCGGACAACGCACUUUACACGCUUGUUCCUGUGUCUAAGAAAGCGGCUGUAGCAACAGCGUACCGCGAUCACGGUGAAGGAAUCAAGAACGUCGUAUUACUUAAUUGCGGUGCGACGUGGGACGUGAUUGAAGAGUGCAAGCCUGAAAGCGACGACGUAGUUUUCUACAUAGCUGACAGCAAUCGUCCUGUGCACAUUCACAACGUCUACAACACGAGUCAAGUGCGUCUUCUGAUGCCGUCUUUGUCGGAGGAAGGUGUGCCGGCCUACGAGGACCUUUUCAGGGAGGACGACGAUGACGACGAGGAUGAAAUGACCAUAGAAGAAGUUGCCGACCGACGGAGAGAGCGACGCGAGUGGGAGGAACGCCGUAAACAGCUUCUCUUUGAAUACACAGAGUUCAGCUAUCAUGGUAAAUCAACUGCUGUCACCAUGUUCGAAAUGAGUUUCCAAAUGACUCGACAUACGCCGGAAAUUCUAUGGUGGGCGAUCGUCGGGCAGUCUGAGCUGUACAUCUCCGGAAAAAUUGAGCACAAUCGGUAUGUGCUGGAAGCUGGGGACCUUCAGGCACACGUUUCCCGUCAAAUUAGACAAAGAACUGCUGCACUGGAUCCUUUGGCAGUGCAAAUAUCAUUCGACCAGGAGCUGAAUCUUCCUCUGUACACACAAUGGUCCCUCAUGGAGAGCCUGCGAAACACCCCAAAUAUAUUUUGCAAAUUUAAAUUGUGGACUCAAAAAGGCUACCGUAAGCUACAGGAGUUCCUAGCAGAACUUGGCCUACCGCUUCUACAGUGCAAGCAGCAGUAUGCUUCAAUGGACAUCAACCUCAGGAACAAUGUGAAAGAGUGGAUGUGUGACAUGGCCGAAAAGUAUGGGCUUGAAAACCUACUUUUCGCCUGCUUCACUGGCAGAUGUGGCUAUCGGGACCACUUCUUUGCCUCUGAUGCUGCAUAUGGCCUCAUGGCUAUUCUUGAGUCUCCUGUAGGUGAUGUAACAACCAACUUCUUUAAUACACUUGAUGCCCUGUCAUGGUCGAACACAGAGCUACUGCGUAAUGGCAUUCAGCUGGCAAAAGAGCGCUUGAUAGCCACCACGCAGCAGGUACACUCAUUCAUGGAUCUUGGCAGUAUCAUCUGCGCUGGGCCCUUUCUGUAUGGCACUGUGCAGGAGGGUGCCCAACACAGUAAGCUUUUUGGAUGGCCAAGCGGUCUCUUUCAGUUGGCCCGAUGUGCAUUGCAGGCGUAUGUGGCCAACACCAAAAGCCGUCGCUUUGCCAUCCUCCCCCUUGUGCUAGCAGCUGACUAUUCAAGUGACCCUUCUUACACACUGGUUGUCGGCAUCCCACCAUUGUCCGAAGAUUCACCAAAGAACUUUUUUGGCCGUGCUUUUGAGAGGGCCAGCACAAUGACACACUGUACAUAUCAAGCUGAUUUUUUCUGUUCACCAGCUGUUUUAGUAUACAAGCAAGAUCGGGGCAAGUUUCUUGAUGCUCUUGUGUCGUUGUUAGUUUGAUUCAUUACAACACUGCUCCCGUUGCAGCUGCCAUGGUAUGGUAGUCUGUAGGCUGUACAUAUUGUAAGAUUCCUUCUAUUUAGCAUGCAAUUUUUUAAUGGAAAGUGCAAGCAAAAUCGCAACACUAGUCUUAGCAGGUCAUUCUGCGAUGGUUUUUAAGAAUGCUAUUUAUUUUAUGUAUAUUUAUAAGGGUUUUCUGUAUGUUUUCUACAAAAUGUUCAUUUGCUGCAAUUUUUCUGCAUCGUUUAUCUCAUAUACAAGCUUCUAUUGUCCUAACCUGUCAUAUUACCAUCAGUGAGUAGUUACGAUGGUCUUAUUCAUCCUGAAUAUGGAUUUACCUUUGAUGUCUAUGAUAAAAUAAUUCUUUUACAUCUAUGAGCAGACAUGUUUAGAGCACUUGUGUAAUGUGGUCUGACGGUGAAAUCAUUUAUUAUAGCAGCAAGUAAUGUAAAAAGCUGUGCGGUACUAUUGAAAAGUUGUGUGUUAAUGUGUGUAAAUAGCAAAAGGGAAAUGAAAGUGGAUGAAAGAACACUUCUCAGCUGAGAGCCUGACUCAUCUCCCACAAUGCUCUUGUUACACUCUAAUGUUAACCUGUAGUGGUGGCUAUCCCUCCAUCAACUUCCUUGGGCAUUUGUGAGUGUUCAUGGCUUUAGCCCUGGUACUAAGAGCCACUGCCACUCACAGCUGAUUUAAACUAUCUUUUAACACCAGUUGUCACAUAGUGGUCAAACCUAACGCAGUCCACUGCCCAAGAAAUCUUUUAAUAUUACGUCACGAUAUGAAGGCUGCCAAAGUUGAAGGGCUUCCUGUGCAUUGAGUGUUGUUCUGUGGCAGUGUUACAAUACCUUGAAGCAAAAUUUUAAUAAAACUACUUGCGUAAACUGGCUUGCAUUGAGCAUUAAAAAUAG
Messenger RNA from Rhipicephalus microplus (southern cattle tick), 2718 nucleotides. RefSeq names its product cell division cycle protein 45 (gene Cdc45). Gene Ontology annotation, biological process: DNA replication initiation; double-strand break repair via break-induced replication; mitotic DNA replication preinitiation complex assembly. The record is from RefSeq and is a predicted model, not a curated record. Lineage: Eukaryota; Metazoa; Arthropoda; Arachnida; Ixodida; Ixodidae. Gene Ontology annotation, cellular component: DNA replication preinitiation complex. Gene Ontology annotation, molecular function: single-stranded DNA binding; chromatin binding; DNA replication origin binding.